CUUCGGUACAUACUUAGGUAAGCUUCCCUUCUUCCCUUGCUGAGUACAUGUACGCAUCUUACAUCGCAACGUAUUAGCCAAUCAUUUAUGAUCCGAUAUAAAAGGACAAAACAGGCUUGGAGGUAUUAAGUUACCAGGCUACCCCUCUGCAGCAAUUGGAGACCAAUUCAUCUUUUAUCCAUCCUUCUUUCUCCUUAUUUUCUCUUCUUCUAAUUUUGAAAAACAUAUUUUACCUCCCGACCUCGUCAUACACUCGUCAAACAUGCUCGAGUUCUUUACAUACAAGAAACUUAAGAAACACCAGGAUGAGAAGACUGAGAAGCAGAAACUAGAGAAGGAAAAAGAUAAGGGCAAGGGAAAGGAGCAAAAGCCCAAGGGUGAUGCUGUCAAAUCUAGCGCCGAUGCUAUUCACCCCGAGUCUAUUAGCUCGCCCGAGAUUAUCUUGGAGCGUACUGAGGGUAUGCCUAUUCUCGACCUAGAGGAUGAGAAGUUUCUCGAGCGCCUGACCUCCCCAUCAGAUAGCAAUAUCAGUAUCGGCGACGGCGACGAAACGCCACCACCUUUGCCUCCGCGCAUCAAGACGCCUGUCAUCGAGCUAGACAGCGACGAUUCUAGUGUUGCCAGCAAAGAUGAGAGCAAGCAGGACGUCCCUACUAAGGAGAAGCAUAGGGGCAAGGACAAGGACAAGCACGACGGCGAUAAACAUGAUCAUAAACCCAAGCGCUUCUCCUUCGUCACCUCCCUCUCGCGCAACAUAUCUCUCCGACGCAAACCUACCCAACACCUCUCCGUACCCCCUUCUUCCUCCACACCCACAUCCCUCUCCCCCUCCCCCUCCGAACGCGAAGUCAGCAAAGAAGAAACAGAUAUCGCCCGCGUCCUCGAGGACCUCAACCUCGCCGCCUCCAUCGACAACAAGGCCUUCAGCCUCUCGCGCGAAUCCGCCGAGACCCUGCGCAAAUUCACCCAGGUUCUCAAGGACCUAGUCAACGGGGUACCCACCGCAUACAACGACCUAGUCGGCUUGAUUGAGGACCGAGACGGAAUUCUGGCCAAAUCUUACGAUAAACUCCCAUCUAGCCUGAAGAAGCUCGUCGCCCAACUCCCUGAAAAACUCACCUCGUCGCUAGCGCCGGAACUCCUGGCUGUGGCUGCGGAGGCGCAAGGAUUGAAGGGUGCGGAGGUGAUGAGUGCUACAAGGGGAAGUAAGGGCGAUGCGGCGAAGAAGCUGCUUGGUUCGAGUAAUCUCCUAGAAUUGGUGACGAAGCCGGGUGCUGUAGUGGGCUUGCUCAAGGGCAUCGUGAAUGUGUUGAAGACGCGGUGGCCGGCAUUUGUGGGCACGAAUGUGCUAUGGAGCAUUGCGGUGUUUCUUUUGCUGUCCGCGCUAUGGUAUUGCUAUAAGAGGGGGCGUGAGACAAGGUUGGAGAGAGAGGCUAGCGAGGGGGCAGGGGCGGAGAGAGAGGUGGAAGCGGAAGUGUUAGUGGAGGGAACGAAGGAGGGUGGGAAUACUGAGGCCAAUGGAGAUGUGCCUCGUAUUGAAGGAGUGCCGGAUCAGCUGCGGCAGCAGCCGACAGUGUCUGUAUCUGCCCCGGCGUCUUAGGGGGACAAGAAGAGUGGUGGUGAGCAGGUGACACAUACCGCUGUCAGUUUUCUCUAUCCAAAAAGGCUCGCCAUAGGAAAAAAGAACCCGAAAAAAGAGGGGAGGGCAAGAAGCGCAAGGGGUUGCUAUGAGGACACGAAAGCAAACUACACGAUAGGACGGGUUACACGAGUUACGAUAGAUAGGUACAUGAUGGAGAUAGAUACCCGGUUUGGUCGAUAUGUAUACCUAUACAUCUAGGAAUAAGAAUUCUGGUAUGGGACGUUGCGAUUUGAUUUGCGGAAAGCGAAAACGGAAGGAAUGAUGUUUAGGUAGAUAUGAGUAAUGAUAAUACGAAUGAUAUAGCAUCGUGGCAGACAGUCUUGUGUGAUCUAAUAUUGU
Molecule: messenger RNA, 1981 nt
Organism: Daldinia decipiens
Lineage: Eukaryota; Fungi; Ascomycota; Sordariomycetes; Xylariales; Hypoxylaceae
Exons: 1
Coding region: 263-1600 (445 amino acids)
Source: RefSeq, a predicted model, not a curated record